Molecule: messenger RNA, 3958 nt
Organism: Fundulus heteroclitus (mummichog)
Lineage: Eukaryota; Metazoa; Chordata; Actinopteri; Cyprinodontiformes; Fundulidae
Gene: myo16
Product: myosin XVI
Exons: 28
Coding region: 407-3958 (1183 amino acids)
Biological process (GO): negative regulation of G1/S transition of mitotic cell cycle; neuron projection morphogenesis; phosphatidylinositol 3-kinase/protein kinase B signal transduction
Cellular component (GO): nucleoplasm; perinuclear region of cytoplasm; myosin complex
Molecular function (GO): actin filament binding; cytoskeletal motor activity; ATP binding
Source: RefSeq, a predicted model, not a curated record
GUGCGUUGGCUGUGGCAGGGAAGACGUCGUGCAGCCCGUUAUCUGGCUGUGGGCGAGAGGAGGCAGAGGCAGCCACAGCUCCCCUGAUGCUGACGGGUUGAUCGAGGGGUUGUACUGUAUGUCUGUGUGGGAAUGAAUGUAUAUUUGUGUGCGUGCGUGCCAGUCUUGGACUGUGUGCAUGUAGGGGCUGCAUGAGCUGCAACCGGAGCUGCUGCUGCCGCACUUGGUGAAUAAUGCAGACAGGAGAACCGGAGUUUGAAUGGCAUGCAAGGAACCAGAUUAAUAAUGCAUAGUGCCGGUUACAAGCUCUGCAUCAGAUAGUUUUUUCUGAGACCUGUGGCUGCCUACAAUCUGCCUGACUCACUGACUUUCGACCUACCUUUCUGCCUGCCUGACCAACGCAGCAAUGUCUCACUACCAUUUCAUCAAAUGUUGUUGUUUCCAGCUAUGUAACGUUUUCCGUCAGAACAUGGAGAUAGACCAGUGCCUGCUGGAGUCCCUGCCGGUUGGCCAGCGCCAGCGACUGGUCAGAAGGAUGCGCUGCGACCAAAUAAGGGCAUAUUACGAGCGGGAAAAGAACCUUCAGCGGCAACAGGGUGGAGUCAAAGUUCGAGCCCCAUCCACCCACAGCAGGAAGCACCGCAUCCGCUUCAGGCACGCCGAUGUCAUUCAAGAUGCCAUCAUACGCCGUGACGACAAAGAAGUGUUGCGUCUCCUAAAGGAGGGAGCAGACCCCAACACUCCAACUUCCUCAGGGGGAUCUUUGCUGCACCUGUGUGCUCGCCAUGAUAACGUGUUUGCAGCUGAGCUCCUGAUUGAGCGAGGCCUAAAUGUCAACCAGCAGGACGAAGACCUGUGGACGGCCAUGCACGUAGCAUGUGUGUGUGACCACGCUGAUAUGGUGCUGCUGCUACUGCUGGCUGGAGUUAACAUUUUGCUUCAGGACAUCAACGGAAACAUUCCUCUGGACUACACUUUUGAGGGGACAGAGACCAACUAUAUUCUCCGUAAACACCUGGAUGAAAAUGGUGUGGAUGUGGCCUCUAUGCACACCAUGAAGACACAGAGACCAACCACCAUGAUGAAUGAUGUCAAACAUCUUGUAACCACAGGAGGAACCCUUAACCAGCCUAAUGAUGAAGGCGUCACUCUGCUCCACAUUGCAUGUGCCAGUGGUUACAGAGAUGUGGUGUCAGUGUUAUUGGAGAGUGGAGCAGACCCCCAUCCAGCUGACAACAACUUUUGGACCCCACUCCAUUUGGCUGCAAAAUAUGGGCAGACAAGCAUCGUAAGCAAGCUCCUAAGGCACGGAGCAGACCCGACUUUGUUCAACUGCAACCAAGACAAGCCAUCUGAUCUCGCAGUCUCAGAACCGAUAGCAGAAAUGCUGCUGAACGCAGAGGAGAGCUGGUUGCAGAGACUGAAGGACCCCUCUGCUCCCCUACCUUCUACCGACCAACGCUAUGAUGGAGGCUCUUUUGACUUCAGCACUCCUCUCAAGACUUUGAACCCGCUUGGUCUCUCAAUCUCUAAGCGGGACAGUCUGCUGGAGAAGUGUGCCAUGUUCAGAGAAGCAGGUGGGGCACUAAGCCGACAGCCCUCUCAGGAUAAUGGCCUAGAUAGUCCUUUUAGCUCUGGACCCAGCAAACUGGAGCAGGUCAAGCUGAUGCCUCCAGCUCCCAACGAUGACCUUGCAUCCCUCAGCGAGCUGACUGAUAGCAGCCUGCUCUACGAGAUGCAGAAGCGCUUUGGCAACGACCAAAUAUAUACUUACAUCGGACACAUUCUUCUACUCAUCAAUCCAAACAAAGAGCUCCCCAUCUAUUCCACUUUGGUGAGUCAGUUGUACGUGAGCUCCACCGGUCGUCUUUGCUCUUCUCUGCCGCCUCACAUCUUCUCCUCAGCUGAGAGAGCGUACCACAUGAUGCAGCAGGAGAGACGGCCACAAUGUUUCGUCCUGAGCGGUGAGAGUGGUUCUGGGAAAACUGAGGCAUGUAAGCACAUUGUGAGACACUUGACAGCUCGCUCCAACCCCAAAGGCUUUGGGUUAGAGCCCAGAAUGAAACACGUAAACUGUAUUCUGGAAGCCUUUGGUCAUGCAAAGACCCCAAGGAACAGCAACUCAAGCCGUUUUAUCAAGCUGCUGACUGUCCAGUUCUGUGAAAAAGAAAGGACGAUACUUAGAGCUCACGUGUACGCCUACAUGCUGGAGAAGACCCGUCUGGUUCACCUGCCGCCUCAGCAGCAUAACUUCCAAAUCUUCUACCUGAUGGCUGAAGGCCUUUCCCCCGAGGACAAGAGUGCCAUUUAUCUUAAUAAUGUUCUGGCUCAUAGGUAUCUUACUGGAGCAACCCCAGGAGAGAGCCCUCCUGUAGCCUCAGCGUCUGCCCAGAGCAGGGAGCAUCUGGCUGCAGUGAAACAAGCCCUGCGAGCCCUGGGCUUCAAUAAACAGGAGGUGGACUCUGUGUUCACGCUGCUUUCUGCUGUUCUCCAUAUUGGGGACCUACGUUUCACUGCCCUCACAGACGCCGAUUCAGCCUUCCCUUCUGACCUGCAGCUGCUGGACAGAGUUGCUGGAUUGUUGCAGGUGUCUGCUAAUGACUUAAGCACUGCGCUCACCUCUGACGUUCAAUACAUCAAAGGUGAUAUGAUUACUAGACGGCACACUGUAGAGAUGGCAGAGCAGUAUAGGGACCAGCUUGCUAAAUCCAUCUAUGGGCGCCUGUUCUACUAUCUGGUCAACAGCAUCAAUGACUACCUUCAAGGACAAGAUGACAACGUUGGGGAUCCUGCCAUGGAAAUUGGGAUCUUGGAUAUGUUUGGAUUUGAAGAAUUUCAAAGAAAUGAAUUUGAACAGCUGUGCGUGAACAUGACCAACCAACGGCUGAGGCAGUAUGUCACUGAGGUGCUCUUCCAGCAGGAGCAGGCUGAGUGUCUGCAGGAAGGUAUCACCACAGAGAUCCCCCUCUCCAGUGACAGCCACAUCGCUGUACUGGACUUCUUUCUUCAGAGACCUCAGGGAAUGCUAUGUGUGCUGGAUGAAGAGAGUCAGAGCUUACGGCCCUCGGAGCAGACCCUUUACAAGAGGCUUUCCGCCCAACUGGACUCCAGUUCAAUUUGUGGACUUUCUCUCACCACCAAGGAUGGCAACGGAAACCCCCCGCCCAAAGACCAGGGUCCAGCCUUCACUGUCAACCACUAUGCAGGACAGAUUUCAUAUGACCUCACUGGAUCUCUGACCAAAAACAAGGACUUCUUCCCUCAGAAUCUCCUGCUUACAAUGAAAACCAGUGACAACGUGUUACUGCAGCAGCUCUUCCAGUCCAAGCUGACUCAGACUGGUUCUCUGGUGCCAGCUGCCCAGGGCCGCAUUGGCCUGAGAGGGACUAAAGCGGCCUUGUUGCUCCAGAGGAUGCCAUCAGCCUUCCCUGUCAAUGCCACGUCUAUCCCCCAACAGCCCCGGAGGUACCAUGAUCUUACCAAGAUAUUGAAGAAAAAAGGCUCAAGUUCUUUCCUCCAACGAUUGGAGCGUUGUGGGCCAAUUACAGGGGCUGUCCAGCUGAGGAACUCGCUGUCAGAGAUUAUGAGUAAACUGCACACCCGCACUCCCCACUUUGUGGAGUGUGUGCGCCCCAACUCCAGUGGUCAGCCAGCCAGCUUCGACAGCUUCCACGUCUCUACCCAGCUGCAAUACAUCGGAGUGCUUGAUAUGGUGCGCGUGAUUCGCUAUGGAUACCCCAUCCGCCUGUCAUUCUCAGCGUUCCUCAGCAGGUCAGUGCUGGAGCGCUACAGUGGCUCGCACAUGUGUGUUGACCUUUUCCACGUUUUGUCACGUUACAACCACAAAUACAAUGUGUUUCUUUUAAAUGUUGCAUCGUUGAAAUUAACAAUGCCAUGUUUUCUUCUUCCAGAAACCGUAAAACUCUUCUCAGGUCACUACGGCCUCGGUCAUGUGUAG